AUGAAAUCCUCAAAAUCCAACCGCCUCGGCCUUUCGUCGCGCGGUCAUUCCUCGCGCUCCAACGAGAACCAGACUUCUUCAUCGGCUUCAGUUAAACGAGCGAAAGAGGAGGGCGGCUCGGAAAAUAGGCCUGCUGCAACCACCCAGACACCAUCCGCGCAUUUGGUCCACUCUCAAGUUACCAAUGUCUUGUCACGCGAGCCUGCUGUUAUGGACGCAAUGAAGCGCAAAAUGAGCAUUGCCUUGGCUCAGAAGCAACAGAUGAAAUCUUCAAAUAACACUUCACCUGCAGACACAGCAAAAGCCGAUGAUGGUGGUGAACCCUUGCUCCCACUUUCCCAAACCGAGUCCAGCUCCGAUGAAUCCAUCAACACCGGCACUAUGUCCACGGGCUCUUCACGAACCAUUCGAGCCUCCUUCGACAUGACUCCUGGUACCGUGAGGACCCCUUCUUACCCCUUCCCUCGUAUGAACUUGCGUCUCGAUAGAGGCUUAAGUCAACGCUCGGGACCCUCACAUAGACCUUUUACCCUGUUAUCACCCACGAACGAACCCCUCAACAGCGAUCCUCGUGCAGUUGCGCCUCUCUCCCGAACACAAACAGCUUCAGAUGCUUCCACACCCGUAGGGCAGACCCCCAUGAGUCAGUUCUACCCUGAUGAUCCAAAUUUCCCAGCUCCGGACUUAUACGAUUUGAUCCUCAUGUUGAACGCGGAACCAGGUCUUGAUAUGUGGUGGGUCAAUGUUACCGAGAUAUUGUCCGAAGCAUACGGAGCCGAUCGAGCAUCCUUGGCCAUCCCUGGUGACAUUACUGAUCUCGAAAAUGUUCCUUGGGGACAAAAGGCAACCUAUAGCAUAUAUGGCAGCGAUUCCAACCCUUCUCAGUUUGACUCUCUUUCAGCAUCCGAGCUGGAAUAUCGUUCUGUAAGUGGGCAGUCUGAAGCAAGCAGGGGUAUUGGCGAAGUCACUACAACACAGUCUCGUCGCCCUCCUCUACUCUCCCGACAUUCUAUCGCAGGCCCCUUUCCCGAUGCCCAAAUUCGAGGUGCCCGACAGCGACCUGCAGGUCCAGUUCGUGCUUACAGCACUUCACCAAAGGAGCAAGAUGAUAUUUCCUCUACAGCACCGCCCGUGAUGCCCAGGUUGACAAAGCAAUCCCCCACACCCCGCUCCCUAUCUACCACCGAAUCCGAACCUUUCCCUUUCGAUGUGACCUAUAACUCCUCCGGGUCUGCUUCAUCGACAUUGCGCUGUCACGUGCACCGUACCAUCCAACCACUCGAAGUGGAGGCUGAUGCGCUCCUCGUGCGGACCACGGUGUCUUCUCUCUUUGGUAAGAGGAAACCCGUGGUCAUGACCCGAGCAUAUUCGGAGCAUGCACCUAGAUCUCAACAAUACCGGAGUGCACCACCUACGCCUCUGGCAGAUCCAAAUGAAGAGCGCAAAGGAUCUCGACGAGAGGAUCCUUUAGCUUCCCGUUCAUUUCAGCCCAUUGACGAAUAUGAACAGCCUGAACCUUCGCCAUGGUCGCAGAGUCCAUCACCGUCACCUGCUGCUCGUCCUGAUCCCAGUGAAUCCCCAUUUUUUGUACAGCCAACCGCGUCCAUUGAUGAGACUGCGUUCGAACAAAAUCCUCCAGUUUACGAUUAUGCCACUUCGGCAAAUCAGUCUCUUAACGCAAUCGGGGCGGAAAUGUCCAAAACUUUGGUCCACAUUCCACUAAUACAGCCUUUGUUGUCCAGAGGCGCAAUAACAUCCAACUUGCGCUUCCCUAUUGCUAUCUUGUCAUUUUCUUCCACAUUGAAUCCUUAUCCACGGAGCCUGCGACACUCACUGGAAGCCCUGCUACCUCACCUGGCCAGUUCGUAUUCAUUGGCACAGCAGUAUUCUAUCAUCCAUGACCGAGUUCGUGGGAACCCCAAUACACGGCAUGGUGGUGCUUUUGGUCUUGGUGGGACUUUCUCGGACGAAGGGUCCGAGCUGGAGCUCGUGGCAGAGCUGAGCGGACAAAUUGCCCAGGACAAGGAUAAAGCAAGGGUCUUCAGUUAUCAAGGCAAUAUCAGUCCAGGCCCGUUGAAGGAAAGUCCCUCAAGCUCAGUCGCCUCGACUCCACUUGUUGAACACUUUGGUUUCAGCACUGGCCAUCCAGCCACACCAGGCAAGUCAGGUCUGGAAAUGGUGGACAGUUACUUUUCCGCCAGAAGGCUGAAGGCGGGAAACCAGUACCCACUGACACCAGGUGGCCGUGUCAUCAAAGAAGAAAAUGAGAACACAAAGCGUCCGCAGGACAAAUCAACAUCAAACAUGAAGGCGACUAAGAAAGGGACAGCAACAGGCAAAGCGCCAGCCGAGCCUCAAAGUCCCCUGACUGGCAGAACAGCAAGCAGUGCUUCGGAAAGUGAAAUCAGCGAUCAGUUAUGGACCGGUUCAUCCGCAUCUCGGAGGUUUCCUCAGCAUCGGGAGAGCUUGCCUAGAGAUGACAGUGAACGCCCGCUGCCUGAGCUGAUCUCCUCCCUCAUGCUGAACGCAAUUCCUCUACAACUGUUUCUGGCUAAACCAGGUAGUGGAGAUCUCGUGUGGACGAAUCGUAAGUUUGACGCCUUCAGAAGUCAGGGAGAUGGGCGUGUCCGGGAUCCUUGGAAGAAUGUGCAUUCUGCGGAUCGAAGUGGCUUGGUGCGGUUGUGGAAUGAUGCCAUCAAAAGUGGAAGCCAAUUCACCCACUACAUUCGGGUUAAGCGUUUCAAUAGUGACAGUGACUUUCGAUGGUUCGUCUUCCGGGCCAGUACACUCUUGAGCCAUAAUGGUCGCUUGUUAUAUUGGAUUGGCUCGUUCUUGGACGUCCAUGAACAGUAUAUCAAAAACCUCGAGGCAAGUGAAAGGGAGGCUACAAUGGCGCGUGACAACAAAAUCCGGGCACUAGCUGAUGCUAUUCCACAAGUAUUGUUUGAAGCUGUCGAAGGUGAUGGCAUCGUGGCUGUCAAUCAACAAUGGCAUGCAUUUUCUGGACAAACCUUGGAGGAUGCCCGGGGUCUAGGCUUUGCGAAGCACGUUCAUCGUGAUGAUCUUCACAAAUGCGGAGUGCUCUCGCCUAAUGACGUGGCAACCAUCACCAGAUCUCUCUCUCCAAACACCAGCUCUUCCAGCGAUUCAAACAGGACCAUGGCGCCUUCUAUGCCCACACAUAUGACUCUUUUUGCGCCAGAUCAGGUACUACUUGACCGCAUGAUCAAGCAAGAUUCCGUUGCCGUGGAGAAAGAUGAAAACGGGCGACUUUCUUACCUCACCGAGAUUCGUCUGCGAUCAAAACGUGGAGAGUACCGUUGGUUCUUGGUCCGACUUGUCCGGGUUGAGACUGGACUGCUUGAAACAAGUGGACGUGCCUCCUGGUAUGGAACAUGCACAGAUAUCGAGACACGCAAAACUCUUGAAAGGGAACUAAACGAAGCAAACCAGAAGGUUCACUCGGAGAUGGAGUCGAAGACGAAAUUCUUUGCCAACAUGUCCCAUGAAAUUCGCACGCCGUUAAAUGGCAUUCUGGGGAGCAUGCCGUGGUUAGUCGAGUCUACUCUAGAUCAUGAUCAGAGGAGGACGGUCGAUACCAUUCAGAACAGUGCAAAUAACUUGCGCGAGCUAGUGGACAACAUUUUGGACGUGACCAAGGUGGAAGCAGGAAAGAUGGCACUGGUACCCAAGUGGUUUCAGGUUCGCACCCUCUGUGAAGAAGUCAUUGACACAGUUUCCUCUCGAGCUAUCGAACGCGGGUUGGAACUCAAUUAUCUGCUUGAGCCGAAUGUUCCAGCUACUGUCAAAGGUGAUCCGUUCAGAGUCAGACAGGUCCUCCUCAAUCUCCUCGGGAAUUCAGUCAAGUUCACCGAGCAAGGCGAGGUUUACAUGCGAUGUUUCAUUCCAGAGGUCCCAGCGACUAAUGCAGCAGAGAAUGCCGAAGCAUCAAACUAUAUUGCAUUUGAAGUUGUCGACACCGGUAGGGGCUUCAACACGAAUGAUUUCGAACGUCUCUUCAAACAAUUUGGUCAGAUAGGUGGUGGUACCAAUCAUGAGGCUGGCUCCGGUCUCGGUCUAUUUCUUUCCAAGCAGCUGGUUGAGCUGCACGGUGGUGACCUUACCGUGGAAAGCAAGGCGGGUGAGGGCUCGACAUUCAGUUUCUACAUUAGAGUCGAGAUGGCUUCUACGAGUGAGGUGACAUCACCAACACCGACUAGCAAGACAGGUCAGGCGCGCCAGAAUCCCGCUCCAGGCACAAGUCCACGCUCUCGAUCAGAUAGCCGGACUAACACGCUGGCCUCGCCUCGUCUAGGCAUGCACUCUGAGAGCAUAAUCCAGACACCCGGACUUUCGAGAUAUGUGCCUGCAGUAUCACCUGAGCACCACUCUUCUGCAUUUUCGUCUCCACCAACUUUAUCCCCGCCAGUUGUUUCACCCCCAGUCCUUCCCUCGGAGAGCUCUUCAAUGUCCGUAAGAUCAAACUCCAUCAAUACAGUUGGACAAUCCUCGAUUUCCUCCUUGAUCCCAACGCCUGAUUCUCUCCCUAUUCGGACGUCGACGCUUCUCCUGAGCGAGAGACAGAUUUUGGCCGAUAAGUCGAUGAGUUCGUCCCCGGGCAUCCGACGAAGUCAAAGUGACACACAAAGCAUUGCAAUCACAGCUGAUAUGGCUCACCCACCGACUUACUCAAUCAUGAUAAUUUGCCCAGCAGCAUAUGCACGAUUUGCGAUCAAGCAACAUAUUGAACAGGUGGUACCGUAUCAGAUUGCGGCCAAUGUGACUACUCGGCCAGAUAUUGGGUCUUUCCUAGAAUUGAUCAAUGGACCGGAGCCUCCGACUUUUACGCACAUAGUUCUUGAUCUCCCUGCAACCUCAGACAUUAUGUUGUUUAUGAGGCAGAUGGUCAACUAUACUGCUGCAGUGAUCCCUGCCCUUGUUGUGGUGACGGACCAUUAUCAGAAACGAGACAUACUUGAGGAUUUUACGACACUGACAACCAGUGGGCGGAAAGCUUUUUUGAUCCACAAACCGGUGAAGCCGUCGGUUUUUGCUAUGAUAUUCGAUCCGGCGCAGUUGAGAAAUUUAAGCAAAGAUCGGGCGAGAGAAGUGGCGCAGUCAAGCUCGGAUGACUUCAAGCAGAUUGCCAAACUUGUUAAGGAUACGAUUGGCGAUCAAAACAACCGAGUGUUGUUGGUGGAAGACAGCGAUGUCAAUCGAAUGGUGAUCCAACGGUAUUUGAAAAAGGUGUCAUUGGCCAACGACUCGGCCAAGAAUGGGCAAGAAUGCGUUGAUAUGGUUCAGAAAGGUGGUCAUGGGUACUACUCACUCAUCAUCUGCGACAUCCAGAUGCCCGUGAAGAAUGGGUACCAAGCAUGCAACGAGAUCCGGGCUUGGGAGAAAUUACAUGGAUAUACACCCUGUCCGAUUAUGGCAUUGACAGCGAAUGCAAUGCCGGAAGAGAGGAUGGCGGCAAGCAAUGCAGGAUUUACUGACUAUCUUACGAAGCCGGUGGAUUUCAACGUGCUAGGGACGAUGAUGAUGACACUAUUAGACCCGAGAGUGCCACACGUGUUCCUACGUGAUAGGCCUCCGGAAUCUUGA
Exophiala bonariae is the source of this 5604-nucleotide messenger RNA. RefSeq lists its product as uncharacterized. Gene Ontology annotation, molecular function: phosphorelay sensor kinase activity. Gene Ontology annotation, biological process: phosphorelay signal transduction system; phosphorylation. NCBI's taxonomy places the organism in Eukaryota, Fungi, Ascomycota, Eurotiomycetes, Chaetothyriales, Herpotrichiellaceae. The record is from RefSeq and is a predicted model, not a curated record. The coding region runs from base 1 to 5604 and encodes 1867 amino acids. The transcript has a single exon.